Cottoperca gobio is the source of this 810-nucleotide messenger RNA. RefSeq names its product snaclec 5-like. NCBI's taxonomy places the organism in Eukaryota, Metazoa, Chordata, Actinopteri, Perciformes, Bovichtidae. The transcript is spliced from 2 exons. The coding region runs from base 297 to 641 and encodes 114 amino acids. The record is from RefSeq and is a predicted model, not a curated record.
GAUUCAGACACCUGUGACUAAAUGUGUUGUGCCUUUGUAGAUACACUGAUCUCCAGAGUGAUGUAGACGGGCUCUUACAAGCUGCAGGUGCAAACAGAGUCAGAGGAUGGAUCGGCCUCCACCGAGAUCUUGGAAACAUCACUGGCUGGAAGUGGUCAGGAGGAGGACACAUUACGUUCCAAAACUGGAAGAGCGGACAACCAAAUAAUUAUAAUAAGAAAGAGACCGCUGUAAUACUCGACACUGAUGGAAAAUGGUACGAUGCUCAGGAAACAUCGAACUUUCAUUUUUACUGCAUGAAUAAAAUCACAGUGGAGGAGAAGAAGUCCUGGGAGGGAGCUCUGGAGUACUGCAGAGAGAAUUACACUGACCUCACCAGCCUGCUCACUGAGACCGAGCUCCUUCUGGCCACUGAAGGGAUCCAGAAAGAUCACAUCUCUGACAGGGUGUGGAUCGGCCUGCGUUACCUGGGGGACCGCUGGCUGUGGGUGAAUGGUGAGCCUCUGGAGUACAAGGCCUGGCCCCAAGGAGGAGAUCAGGACCACCAGUGUCCAAUACGGAAACGCUGUGGAGCUUUAACCAAAGAGGGAGUGUGGGAGAACUGGGACUGUUGGGACAAACUCAACUUCAUCUGCAUCUGAGAGAUUCACAACAUUUUAUCUGGUAAAUUCAUUAAAAUGGCUUGACAUCUAUUACUGACUUGUAUCAGAUGCAAUGUACAGAAUAUGGAAACCAGUAACACUUAUAGUACAUGUAGCUAAUACCAGCAUUGAUUCAAUUGGUAUGUCGAGGGAAGAAUAAGAUAAAACA